Syngnathoides biaculeatus (alligator pipefish) is the source of this 926-nucleotide messenger RNA. It is a transcript of the gene spx, whose product is annotated as spexin hormone. Gene Ontology annotation, molecular function: neuropeptide hormone activity. NCBI's taxonomy places the organism in Eukaryota, Metazoa, Chordata, Actinopteri, Syngnathiformes, Syngnathidae. Bases 554 to 790 code for a protein of 78 amino acids. The record is from RefSeq and is a predicted model, not a curated record. The transcript has 5 exons.
AAGAAGGGGGAAGAGCCGCAAAAGUGAUCCAGGACCUUUUCACCCUCCUCCGCUUGGCUUCACCAAAUCGGCGCGAUCGCUCUCACCAUGAAAGUAAGUCGGCUCAGAUUUACUUCCAAUUUUUCAUUUUCAAACAUAUCAUGUCAAAAUAAUAUUUUGUUGUCACUCACAUCUCCAGUGUGUAUUUUUUUUUUCUUAAUCGUGACUUUCCAGUGGUCUUAUCGGAUCACCGAGAGCUGUUUUUAAUAUUUUUGAGUCUCAUUACACGGAACACUAUUGAGAAACUAUAUUCUCUUAAGAGUGAUUGUUCAAGUAAUUGUAACUUGAAAUAACAGUGGUCUGGAUGUUAUGUUAUGUUGUAUUGUUCCUCCCAAAAAAAUACAUGUAAUACUAUAAUUUGAGUACUAAAAAUGGUUUUACUUCUCUUCAACUCCCACAGGGUUUGAAGACCAUCACUUUGACUUAUAUUUGUCUCUUUCUGGCUGCGUUUGUCACGCAAACCUGGAGUGCACCGAAAGGCUCUUUCCAACGGAGAAACUGGUCACCGCAGGCUAUGCUGUAUCUUAAAGGCACUCAAGGACGCAGGUUCAUCUCAGAGGACCGGAAAGAGGGAGAUGUGUACGACACUUUACACUUAGAGACCCGCAGUCAGAACACCGAGAAGCUGAGUGUGGACCAGGCUGCCACCAUUUUGCUCAACUUUUUGCAGCAAGCCAGGGACGGCGCUGAUGAAAACCCAGAUGAAGUGUACUUCCAGGAGAUCCCGGUCUGGAAGAGGGAAUACUUCUGAAAGCGGUCCUCGUUCCCGAUGGAUGCCCGUCGCCCGUUUCUGCGCGGCGGGGGAGCAGAAGAGAUAUUUUGUACGACGACGUUAGCAGCACAUCUGAAGAUUGCAUAUUUGAAAUGUGAUUGUUUUAAUAAACUGG